This is a messenger RNA of Chanos chanos (milkfish), 6471 nucleotides long. RefSeq names its product dedicator of cytokinesis 3 (gene dock3). The transcript has 55 exons. The record is from RefSeq and is a predicted model, not a curated record. NCBI's taxonomy places the organism in Eukaryota, Metazoa, Chordata, Actinopteri, Gonorynchiformes, Chanidae. The coding region runs from base 1 to 6471 and encodes 2156 amino acids. Gene Ontology annotation, biological process: small GTPase-mediated signal transduction. Gene Ontology annotation, cellular component: cytoplasm; plasma membrane. Gene Ontology annotation, molecular function: GTPase activator activity; guanyl-nucleotide exchange factor activity; small GTPase binding.
AUGGUAAGAGAUCCAAAGGGAAAGGGGUACCAUAGUGAGGGAGAGGACGGUAUUCAGAACAAAGAGGUCCCUCCUGGGUCUGGGAUGGCAGGCCCAUGGCUGCCUUGGCCACAGCAGAUAAGUGCCACUGACCUCAUUAAGCGCUCCCCUGGCAGCGCUGGAGCUACCCAGACUGGGCAGACAGAUUGCACGCAGGCUGCCUUCCGACAGUGCUUGAUCUGCAGCUUCCGUGGCUCCGUGCCUCAGAGCCUAACGCUGGAGAUUGGAGAGACGGUCCAAAUACUGGAAAAGUGUGAAGGCUGGUACAGAGGGUUCUCCACCAAGAAGCCCGCAAUCAAGGGAAUCUUCCCUGCCAGCUAUGUUCACUUGAAGAAGGCUGUCGUCACCAACAGAGGGCAGUAUGAGACGGUUGCGCCCCUGGAAGACCCCAUUGUGACAGAGGUCACAUCCACUCUGCAGGAAUGGGCAGUGCUGUGGAAGCAGCUGUAUGUGAAGCACAAAGUGGACCUCUUCUAUAAGCUGCGUCACGUGAUGAACGAACUGAUUGACCUUAGGCGACAGAUGCUAUCUGGGCACCUGACCCAGGAUCAGAUCCGGGAUGUCAAGCGUCACGUUACUGUCCGUCUGGACUGGGGCAAUGAGCACCUAGGCCUGGACCUCGUUCCAAGGAAGGAGUUUGAGAUGGUCGAUGCAGACCAGAUCAGCGUCUCAGACCUCUAUAAAAUGCACCUGUCCAGCAGGCACAGUGUCCAGCAGAGCACAUCCCAGGGGGACAGCGUGCGACAGCGACAUGGUGAGACGUGUCGUAUUCCUGUACCACACCACCUCUUUGUGAACCUCAAGAGCUUCACAUAUAACACCAUCGGGGAAGAUACGGACAUUUUCUUCUCUCUUUAUGACCUGAGAGAGGGAAAACAGAUCAGUGAGAAGUUUAUGGUGAGACUCAACAAGAACGGUGGGCCAAAGAAUCCUGAAAAGGUUGACAGACUGUGUGCUCUCUUCACGGAUUUGAGCAAUAAAGACAUGAAGAGAGAUCUGUACAUUGUUUCCCAUGUCAUCAGGACUGGUCGGAUGCUGCUGAAUGACUCGAAGAAAGGCCCGCCUCAUGUGCAGUACAGACGGCCCUAUGGAUGUGCAGUCUUGGCCAUGAGUGAUGUUCUUCAGACCAUCUCCGAGCUCAAAGAGGAAAAGGACUUUGUGCUCAAAGUUUACACCUGUAAUAAUGAGAGUGAGUGGUAUCAGGUCCACGAGAACAUCAUUCGGAAGUCCAGCACCAAAUACACUGCCCCCAGCACCAACUAUGGUUUGAUUAUUUCCCUUCAGCUACUGAGAGGAGAGAUGGAACAGAUCCGCAGAGAAAACCCUAUGAUCUUCAAUCGGGGUGUGGCCAUCACACGCAAAUUAGGUUUUCCUGAUGUCAUUAUGCCAGGUGAUAUACGGAAUGACCUGUACCUCACACUGGAAAGAGGAGACUUUGAAAGAGGAGGAAAAAGUGUCCAGAAAAAUAUCGAAAUUACCAUGUAUGUGAUAUACGCUGAUGGAGAAAUUCUCAAAGACUGUAUCAGUCUUGGCUCUGGAGAGCCUAACAUCAGCGAGUAUCGUUCUUUUGUGCUCUACCACAACAACAGCCCACGCUGGAGUGAAGUCAUAAAGCUGCCCAUACCUAUCGACCGAUUCCGUGGCUCACACCUGCGCUUUGAGUUUAGACACUGCUCGACGAAAGACAAAGGAGAAAAGAAGCUGUUUGGCUUUGCUUUCACUCCUCUAAUGAGAGAGGAUGGAACGACUCUGUCAGAUGAGAGCCAUGAACUCUACGUUUACAAGUGCGACGAGAACACAACCUUCAGUAACCAUGCGUUGUACCUGGGCCUGCCCUGCUGCAAAGAUGACUUUAACGGCUGCCCUAACAUCCCGUCCAGUCUCAUCUUCCAACGCAGCCCCAAGGAGAACCUCUGGCUCUCCACCCAGCUCUCCUCUACUAAACUCACACAGAACGUGGACCUGUUAGCCCUGCUGAAGUGGAAGGCCCAUCCAGAGCGCGUGAUGGACAUCCUUGGUAGACUGCGUCAUGUCAGUGGAGAGGAGAUAGUGAAGUUUCUUCAAGAUAUCCUUGACACGCUGUUUUCCAUUCUGGAUGACAACACUGACAAAUACGGCCCUUUGGUGUUCCAGUCUCUGGUGUUCAUCAUUAAUCUGCUCCGUGACAGCAAAUACUAUCAUUUCCGGCCAGUGAUGGACACAUACAUUCAGAAGCACUUUGCCGGAGCGUUGGCUUACAAAGAGCUGAUCCGUUGUCUGAAAUGGUACAUGGAUCGUUCGGCAGAGGCUGUCCGACAGGACCACAUUCAGGAGGCAAUGAGGGCGUUGGAGUACCUGUUCAAGUUUAUUGUGCAGUCACGAAUUCUGUAUUCAAGAGCGACCUGUGGCAUGGAGGAGGAACAGUUUCGGACCAGCAUCCAGGAGCUAUUCCAGUCCAUCCGUUUCGUACUCAGCCUGGACAGUCGCAGCUCCGAGACCCUUAUCUUCACGCAGGGCCCUCAGCCUGCCCCCGGAGCACCCGCAGGUCUUGCCAGCUGUAUGCAGCCCUGGAGCUCGAGCGCUCCUCGGCCGUCUCCUCUCUCCGCUGCACUGCUCAAUUCUUUCCCUGCCAUCUUUGAUGAGCUGCUUCAGAUGUUUACGGUGCAGGAGGUGGCUGAGUUUGUGAGGGGUACUCUGGGUAGCAUGCCCAGUACUGUCCACAUAGGCCAGUCUAUGGAUGUAGUCAAACUGCAGUCCAUUGCCCGCACAGUGGAUAGCAGGUUAUUUUCUUUCCCAGAGUCUCGCAGGAUCCUGCUUCCUGUGGUGCUGCAUCACAUCCACCUGCACCUGCGGCAGCAGAAAGAGCUACUCAUCUGUUCAGGCAUCCUCAGCAGUAUCUUCUCCAUCAUCAAGGCCAGCUCACUGGAGAGCUCCGUACAGGAGGAGGUGGAGAUGAUGGUGGAGAGCCUGUUGGAUGUGCUACUGCAGACACUGCUGGCCAUCAUGAGCAAGUCCCAAUCUCAGGAGGCGGUAAGAGGCCAGCGCUGCCCACAGUGCACGGCUGAGAUCACUGGAGAGUAUGUAUCCUGCCUCCUGUCUCUUUUACGUCAGAUGUCAGAUAUCCACUUCCAACAUCUGCUGGAUAACUUCCAGAGCAAAGAAGAGCUUAAGGAGUUCCUGCUGAAGAUUUUCUGUGUGUUCCGUAAUUUGAUGAAGCUCAGUAUAUUCCCUCGAGACUGGAAUGUUAUGAGACUUCUCACAAGCAACAUCAUUGUAACAACUGCCCAGUAUCUCUCUCCUGCUCUGCACAAGAACUUCACGGAUGCUGACUUUGACUUUAAGGUUUGGAACUCGUACUUCAGUCUGGCUGUGCUUUUCAUCAACCAGCCCAGUCUACAGCUGGAGAACCUAACCCCAGCUAAACGAAAGAAAGUACUAGACAAGUAUGGUGAUAUGAGAGUCAUGAUGGCUUAUGAACUCUUCAGCAUGUGGCAGAAUCUUGGUGAGAAUAAAAUCCACUUCAUCCCGGGAAUGAUUGGGCCAUUCCUGGGCGUGACGCUGGUACCUCAGGCUGAGGUCAGGAAUAUCAUGAUUCCUAUCUUCCACGACAUGAUGGACUGGGAGCAGCGCAAGAAUGGCAACUUCAAACAGGUUGAAGCAGAACUGAUAGAUAAACUGGAUAGUCUUGUAUCAGAGGGCAAAGGAGAUGAGAACUACAGAGAGCUAUUCAGCCUCCUCACCCAGCUUUUUGGGCCUUAUCCCAGCCUACUAGAGAAGAUUGAACAGGAGACGUGGAGGGAAACGGGCAUUUCAUUCGUCACCUCCGUCACCCGUCUGAUGGAGCGGCUGCUGGACUACAGAGACUGCAUGAAGGGAGAUGAGACAGAGAACAAGAAAAUUGGUUGCACCGUCAACCUGCUGAAUUUUUACAAGUCAGAGAUCAACAAAGAGGAGAUGUACAUCCGUUACAUCCACAAGCUAUGUGACAUGCACCUCCAGGCAGAGAACUACACAGAGGCUGCUUUCACUCUGCUGCUGUAUUGGGAGUUACUGCAGUGGGAGGAGAGACCCCUGCGAGAAUUCCUCCAUUACCCAGCACAGAGCGAGUGGCAUCGCAAAGAAGGCCUCUGUCGCAAAGUCAUCCACUACUUCAACAAGGGCAAGUGUUGGGAGUAUGGCAUUCCACUGUGCCGAGAGCUCGCCUUCCAGUACGAGUCCCUGUACGACUACCAAAGUCUGAGCUGGAUAAGGAAAAUGGAAGCUGCAUACUAUGACAACAUUAUGGAGCAACAGAGACUGGAGCCAGAGUUUUUCAGAGUUGGCUUUUAUGGCCGAAAGUUUCCCUUCUUUCUCAGAAACAAGGAGUUUGUUUGCCGGGGGCAUGACUAUGAGAGGCUUGAAGCCUUUCAGCAAAGGAUGCUGGGAGAAUUCCCACAAGCCAUUGCCAUGCAGCAUCCCAAUCUGCCUGACGAGGCUAUUUUACAGUGUGACGCUCAGUACCUACAGAUUUAUGCUGUAACUCCAGUGCCAGAAAACGUCGAUGUGCUUCAGAUGGACCGUGUGCCUGAUCGCAUCAAGAGCUUUUACCGAGUCAACAACGUACGGCGCUUCCGCUACGACAGACCCUUCCACAAGGGACCCAAAGACAAAGAGAAUGAGUUCAAGAGCCUCUGGAUUGAGAGGACCACACUCAUCCUCACACACCCUCUUCCUGGUAUCUCACGCUGGUUUGAAGUGGAAAAGAGAGAGUUGGUGGAGGUUAGCCCAUUGGAGAAUGCCAUCCAUGUGGUGGAGAAUAAGAAUCACGAACUACGCACUCUGAUCAGUCAGUAUCAGCACAAACAGCUGCACGGAAACAUCAACUUGCUCAGCAUGUGUCUCAACGGGGUCAUUGACGCUGCUGUGAAUGGAGGAAUUGCCAGAUACCAGGAGGCAUUCUUUGAUAAGGAGUACAUUGGCAGUCAUCCAGAGGACACAGAAAAGAUCACUCAGCUGAAAGACCUCAUGCAGGAGCAGGUUCACAUCCUGGGUGUGGGCCUGGCUGUCCACGAGAAACUAGUCCACCCAGAGAUGCGUCCCCUUCACAAGAAACUGAUAGAUCAGUUCCAGAUGAUGAGGAGUAGUCUCUGCCACUGUUUUCAUGUGGCCCUGCAGGGUUUGCCUGGUCUGGACAAACUGAGUCCGGCCUGCUCUGGAACCAGUACCCCCAGAGGUAUCCUCACCUCUCACAGCCCAAUGAGCCCAGAGAGCAUCAAACUGAUGCACAGACACAGCCCGCUGAAUCUUCUGGCUUCUAUCCGUCACUCCUCCUCCUCACUCUCCUCUCAUACCUCCAGCGAGACGGGCAAUCUGCUCAUCCUGACUGAUGGCAUGCUGCUGGAACACCCCGAGGACCUGUACCGCAUGCAGCCUAGCCCCUCAUCCUCCAGCCUGAGCUCAACUCACUCUGCCCCAUCACAGAUGAUCAACUCAGGCCCGAACAGUAUCAGAGUAGGCUCCCCAUCGCUGCCUGACAAAUACAGACACAAUAGAGAGAUGCUUAUGCUGCUGCCUCCACACAGAGACAGGCCCAGCAGUGCCAUGUAUCCCAACAUGACUGAAAAUGGACAGCCAACCAACCUCCAGCGGGCCUUAUUCCAUCAGGUCAUUGGUCCCUGUAAACCAUGUAGUGACCCCAAUCUUUCAGUAGCGGAAAAAGUGCUUACUGCUCCCAGCAGUUGGAGUUUGGACAGUGGGACUAGAGAAGCACUGCCUUUCCUCUCUGCCCAUGUUGGGAGUGUUAUGGCACCACCGGUGCCCCCACGCAACCUACCUCCAGGGCACUUCUCGAUGCACUUUGAUGCUUUCCACCACCAGAUCAGCGACCUCCCUCCAGCUCUCCCUGCGCGCUCUUUACGAAAGUCACCCCUGCACCCUAUACCUGCCUCGCCCACCAGUCCACAGUCGGGCCUGGAUGGCAGUAAUUCCACUCUGUCGGGCAGCGCCAGCAGCGGUGUGUCCUCCUUGAGUGAGAGCAAUUUUGGCCAGUCGUCCUCUGAGCCGCCCGCCCGCACUGACACCCUGGAUUCUGUGCCUAGUCAGUCCUGGACCACUGACACAGAAGACGCAGAGACCCCCUACCUGCCUGUGCGCUACAGCAUCUCUGAGCCUGAUGUCCUGGACUCCCUCAAGCCUGCACCUUGCCGAAGUCUCUCUGCUCCUGGAGGGGUUGCACCGGGCGCCCCACAAGACGGUCAUCACCAUCCUCACCCACACCAUGGGCAUCCUCACUACCACCACCAUGAGCCGCCCCCUGCUUUGCCCCCUAAACCCUACCUGAGGGAGGGCUGCAUUCCCGAAGAGGACCUGAGGCCCCAGCCCAGACCAAUGCCCCGUAAGAUUUCCCAGCCCCUGCUCAACACCAAGGAGGAGCAGGCCAAAGUAGCAUGGGAGCAUGGCAUCAGCGAGGAGUAG